This is a messenger RNA of Rangifer tarandus platyrhynchus (Svalbard reindeer), 1134 nucleotides long. The record is from the annotation of a GenBank genome assembly. NCBI's taxonomy places the organism in Eukaryota, Metazoa, Chordata, Mammalia, Artiodactyla, Cervidae.
AUGCAAAGGCUAGCGCUCGCCGGGACCCGAGCCAUCGUGGACAUGUCGUACGCCCGCCACUUCCUGGACUUCCAGGGCUCGGCCAUCCCUAGCGCGAUGCAGAAGCUGGUGGUGACCCGGCUGAGCCCCAACUUCCGCGAGGCCGUCACCCUGCGCCGGGACUGCCCGGUGCCACUCCCCGGGGACGGAGACCUCCUCGUCCGGAACCGAUUUGUUGGUGUCAAUGCAUCUGACAUCAACUAUUCGGCUGGCCGCUACGACCCUUCCGUGAAGACCCCCUUUGACGCGGGCUUCGAAGGUAUGGGCGAGGUGGUGGCCUUGGGCCUGUCUGCCAGCGCCGCAUACACGGUCGGCCAGGCCGUGGCCUACAUGGCUCCUGGCUCCUUCGCUGAGUACACAGUGGUGCCCGCCAGGGUCGCCAUCCCAGUGCCGGCCCUGAAACCCGAGUAUCUCACGCUCCUGGUGAGUGGGACCACAGCCUACCUCAGCCUGAAAGCGCUCGGGGGGCUGUCGGAAGGGAAGACAGUCCUGGUGACCGCGGCAGCCGGGGGCACCGGCCAGUUCGCCGUCCAGCUCGCAAAGAAGGCCAAGUGCCACGUCAUUGGGACGUGCUCUUCUGCCGAGAAAUGUGCUUUUCUGAAGUCUGUUGGCUGCGACCGGCCCAUCAACUAUAACGCGGAGCAUGUGGGUGCCGUCCUGAGGCAGGAGUACCCCCAAGGUGUGGACGUGGUGUACGAGUCUGUCGGGGGAGCCAUGUUUGACUUGGCCGUGGACGCUUUGGCUACCCGAGGGCGCUUGAUGGUGAUCGGGUUCGUCUCUGGCUACCAGACUCCUACUGGCCUGUCGCCCGUGAAAGCAGGAACACUCCCAGCCAAACUGCUGAAGAAAUCUGCCAGCAUCCAGGGCUUCUUCUUGAACCAUUACCUUCCCGAGUUUCGAGGUGCCAUGGACCACUUGCUCCAGAUGUAUGCGGGUGGCGAGCUGGUUUGUGAGGUGGACACCGGGGGUCUGUCUGCAGAGGGCAGGUUUACCAACCUGGAGUCGGUCUUCCGGGCCGUCGAUUAUAUGUACAUGAGAAAAAACACUGGGAAAAUUGUCGUUGAAUUACCUCCCUCUGUCAACAGUAAGCUAUAA